CCCUCAAAUUGAUGCCCUAGCUAAUUGAUCCUUCAUAACCGAACGAGGCCGAAGAAGAUUUGUCGCCGGUGGUCGGACGCUUUGACGAGGGCAACGAGGAGAACGAAGGGACUGAAACGUAAAACACUCCACCCUCAUUUGACGAGCACGACGAGGCUGAAGGGAUUUCAGAACACAAGGGCAGUAACGAAAGAAGAUUCAGCUGAUGGGGAAAACCAGCUCUCGAUCGGAUGGCAAGACUCAUGCGGACCUCAAGUUCGAAAAGAAAAUGCAAUUUUAUGAUUUGGUCAGGAGUGCAGUUGCGAAGAAAGCUAUUUCUAAGGAAAAGCAGCAAAAGAAGCGAAGCCGUCAAAAGAGAUUAAAGGCCUAUGAUCUAUCAUCCCUCUCUGAGUACCUACCUGAAGUAAAUUCUCCCUCAGAGUCGAAGCCUUCCGAACUCAAAAUCAACAGUAAAACAAGAAAUAAGUUAGUACUGAAAGAGGGUAACCAGCUGAAGACUGUUAUAAAUCAUCCAAUUUUUCAAUCAGAUCCCUUAGGUGCCAUUUAUCAACAUUUGCAGAAUACACAGCCUGUUGUGGACAAGAAGCCUAAGAGGAAGGAUGAUAAAAUGAGAAAGAAAAAAUUGAAACAGAAAUCAUCAAAGGGCUUACAGUCGAUGGAGAUUUAAAUUAUUGGUUUUGAUGUCUUUUCAAAUACCAACUUUGGGUAAAUUCCGAUACCUAUUUCUCUCGCAGUUAUCUAUGUGUUUCACAACUGUGAUGCAAUGAAUAUAGAAGGAAAUUAUGACGGGUGUGUAAUUGAGAUUCUCAUCUCAUCAUAGAUUAUGUUUUAGUUACAAUGAAAGGAAACUUCUUCAGAGUUUGCUUUACUGGGCAGGAUAGGAUACAAAUGCAAGAACCAACGUCCGAAGAGUUGGUUCUCUUUGUUGUGGUUCUAAACCUUGACCUUUUUCUUUCAACAUUUUUGUAGCUAUUGCUCAUGCAUCUAUUAAUAUAUAAAGAGACAAUGAUAUUUAUUUGAAAUGGUAACUGAAAUCAGUAAAA
Striga asiatica is the source of this 1043-nucleotide messenger RNA. NCBI's taxonomy places the organism in Eukaryota, Viridiplantae, Streptophyta, Magnoliopsida, Lamiales, Orobanchaceae. The record is from the annotation of a GenBank genome assembly.